Molecule: messenger RNA, 2955 nt
Organism: Saccoglossus kowalevskii
Lineage: Eukaryota; Metazoa; Hemichordata; Enteropneusta; Harrimaniidae
Molecular function (GO): protein binding
Source: RefSeq, a predicted model, not a curated record
CAUAAAAGCAACUGUCGACAUCACAGUAUGGGAUACAGCAACACGGGGGAGAUUUAGACGGAUUUCCAUCAUACCUUCGCAUGCUGGCACGUAAAGAGUGUUGGAAGGGAGCUCCAUCGACGUAAUCAACCAGUGUGGGCGGUCUAUGUCGUCACUCGAGAUCGUAUAGUGAGAGUUACUCGGUGCUCCGAAUAGCAGCUUUUCGGAACUAUGUUGAAGUUUGUAGUAAGAAACCCGUCUCCGACACGGAAGACACAGCAGAGGAGUUACCGUGGUUGGGACUCGGAUUCCGUGGACGAGGAACAUUGCGACGUGUGUCGGACGCGUCGACGAUCACUGAGUAACAGCCGACGGAGGCACAAGUCGAAACCACGAAUGGCUGACUCGGAUACAGUACAAACCGAAUCUGUUGAUUUGAUGGAUAGUUUAAGAGGACAUUCGUUGAAGAGACCAGCCAAUGUGCGGGCUACAGUGCUCUAUGACUUUGAACCGGACGAGAAGAACGAAGUACGAGUUAUCAAGGGACAGAAUGUAAGGGUCAUGCAUGAAGAGAGUGGGUGGGCUUUUGUUAGGGUGGAAAGCGGCAAAGUCGGAUUCAUACCCAUGAGAUAUUGCGGCCAGCCUCAUAUUCGUCGGAGAGACAACUGCCGAAAAGCAAGAUCGAAGUCUCCCCCCUCGCCGUUUAGAGGCAGGGACGAACGUAGAUUGAAAGAGCGAAGCAAAAGUUUAGAAAACCUGAGGCGCUCGAGGAGACUUCCCGCUUCUCGACAUAAGUUGAGUGACUUCACAGAAAGUGACGAUUGUGAAUACAGCCCACGGGAUGUUGCGGACACAGCGAGGUUUAAUUCUCGCAGUAGCCUUGUCGAGAAAACAGUAAACAAAACCAAGUAUUCAUCGCAUUGUAAGACUGAGGCUAAACUACUAAAAUCUAUUGAACUAAGUUUGAAAAGGAGCGCUAGUGUCGAUUUAAAACAGAAAAUAGCAUGUCUAUUGAGCCAACCUGAUGUAAACAACACAAAUAAUGCCUUAGCUGGGAAUGUGGUUAAUUCCACCCUGGAGGAUAAAAACAACGACAAAGAACUUAUGAUUAAAAGCGACAAAAUACAACCGGCCAUAUCGUCGUCGUCAUCCCAGCGUUCGAGUAUGUCAGUAAAUACAGACAGCGAGAGCAUGUCCACGCCAAAUAUGAUCGCUCCACAGUCACCGACAACGUCGACUAGCACUGAUUCGGACUACGGCACUUCCAUUGAUAGCGAUACCGACUCAUUUGGUAGCGUUAAGAUGAAGGCUUGGAAACAGCGAAUGCUUGAACAAAAACGCUGCAUCGAAGGAAACACCGUUGAGGAAAAAAUGUCAAUAGAAAAUUUUUGCGUAUCGACGAAAGUGUCUGAUGGCUCGGAUGGUUCACUGGACAACGAAACCUUGUGUAUAAGUAGUAGGGGUUCCCGUCUUAACGAAAUCGUGACGAAUGGCGUAGGGAUAACAGACGCAAAGACUGUGAAAGCAGUCGUCAAAGACAGUGGUUACUCGAAAGAAAAUGUUGUAGGGCUUUGUCAAACUAUACACGAGUUAGAAAGUUUAAUAAAAAACAGUUGCUUUGGAGAAUAUGAAGCGUGUACGAACGAAGAGUGCAAUUCGGAAGGAUACGGCUCGGACUGUAGCGAACCGCCGGAACUGCCACCGAAAACUUUAUGCCGUGCUCCGGAAUUAACCGAACCACCAAAACUGCCACCAAAGACUUUAAGACCUGAAUCGUUUUACAAUAAAACAACCGAAUCAGACUCUUCUCGGACGCAAUUGUGUGGUCAAAUUUCAAUCACAACUCCUGCUGAGACUCUGAAGACAAAAUGUGAGCUCGACUCUAAGAAAACUGCCAUUCAAUCCCAGAACGCGGAAAGGGCUAAAUUAGACUCAUCCGAAAAGCAGUCGCAUAUCUUUAAAAAAUCUGACCGCGAAACUUUGAUAAUAUUGUUCGACUUUGUGGCCCAUGACGAGGGUGAUUUAACCGUACGACAAGGAGAAACAGUAACUCUACUGAACCACGAAGACUACGAUUGGUGCUUUGUAAGAAACGAACUUGGAAUCGAGGGAUUUAUACCAUUCUCUUACGUCAUAUCCCAAAAAGUUUACAAUGGGAAAUUUACAAGAAAUGACAACUACGCCAUUGGGUGGAAGCACGAAGUCAAAAUAGCAUCAACACGAAAGGUACGAAUCAGCUGUCACAGCCAAGGGACAAAUGCAACCCAUAAUUUCAGCGAAGACGCAGUGCGCAUGCCCAGUAGUACACCCUGCCGAGAUAUAGAGGAGGACUUUGACGUGACUGAUCUAACAACGCGGACGGUCCUGACGCACAACCAUAAAGCAAUGACAGCCAGUGAACUGAGUGUGCGGAGAGGAGAAACUGUGUACUUUAACAGGAAAGACUUAGAAAGCAAUGCAUUAUGGGUGAUGGUAUACUCCCCGAUGAAACAAUGCAGGGGGUACAUACCGACGGUUUAUUUAGCAUAUAAGAUGGAGGAUUUAGUGUAAACUCACGUGACGUCACAAUUAGUGCAUAUAUCUGUCUCAGGCCAAAGUAAUCGAAUUUAAAGUUUUACGUCCCCUAAUGUUAUAUGUUUAUAUGUUUACACAUGAAAUUCUGAGAAAUUCAAUGAAAUACUACAUUGCCAAAAAUCGGAAUAUUUCUAAAGUGACAAUCAACCGAUCAUAGACAUCGUUCUUUGUACAUUGUAAAGUGCUGCAUGACAAAACAUGAUGUUGUCAUGACGAUCUGUUAGAUUACGAUUAUUCAACCGUGAUCAGUGACGUCGAAUACCUCAGGAACAUUUGUUAUUCCUCGUUUUUCCAGGCAAGUUAAAAAUCAUCAGAAACCUGAAAUAACCAUUUGCAUAUUUUUCACAAGAAACAUAACAAUUUCCACUGCAAACCAGCCACUGUAUUUUAUAUCAUAUCCAA